UUCACCGUCCACACGCGCACACUCUCUCUCGUCAAUUUCCAUUUCUACUAUAGUCUGAACUCAUCGGAUUAUUAAAAAAUUGAAAUAAUGGCAGCAGCUGCCCUAGCCCGCAUCUCCAACAAAGCCCUAACCUCCACAAUUUCACCACAGCGACACUUUAUUGCACGCGCUUUCUCCGCUGCAGCCGCCGCCGAGUCACCAUCAACCACCCAAACUAUCACGCCGUCGCCGGAUCGCGUGAAAUGGGAUUAUCGAGGUCAGAGGCAGAUUAUACCCUUAGGUCAGUGGCUCCCUAAGGUGGCUGUGGAUGCUUACGUCACACCUAAUGUAGUCUUAGCUGGACAGGUCACUGUAUGGGGCGGAGCUUCGGUUUGGAGCGGAUCGGUCCUACGUGGCGAUCUUAAUAAGAUCACCGUUGGAUUUUGCUCCAAUGUUCAAGAGCGCUGCGUUGUUCAUGCUGCCUGGAACUCGCCUACAGGAUUGCCAGCAGAGACAUCCAUCGAGAGGUAUGUGACAAUUGGUGCGUAUAGUCUCUUGCGGUCUUGCACAAUUGAGCCAGAGUGCAUCAUCGGGCAGCACUCUAUCCUCAUGGAAGGUUCUUUGGUGGAGACACACUCAAUCCUUGAAGCUGGGUCUGUGGUUCCCCCAGGGAGACGAAUACCAACAGGUGAACUUUGGGCAGGAAACCCAGCAAGGUUCAUGAGGACUCUGACCCAUGAAGAAACUCUAGAAAUCCCUAAACUUGCUGUUGCAAUUAGCGACCUCAGCAAAAACUAUUUCUUGGAGUAUCUUCCGUACUCAACAAUUUAUUUAGAGGUCGAGAAGACAAGGAAGAAGUUGGGUAUUACCAUCUAAUGUUUUUUUUUCCCGUCAUGUUUCUAUUUACGAGUUGCAUUGCAAGGAAAUAAACAGCUCGAGAACGUAGAAAGCAGGUCUCCAUGUUUUUUUUAUAUAUGUAUUUGAUUUUGGUGGCUGUGGAAAGGGCCAGUUGUGAUAGUCAUCUAUAGAGGCACUUGUCGAUGUUUUUUUUCCCGUGCCAUGCACAUUAUAACUUAAGCUUAUGGUGUUGUGUUUUGUUCGAUUCAUUUGCUGGUGGCUAGCAAGAGAAUAACAAGAUAUUUAUGCUCCA
This is a messenger RNA of Mercurialis annua (annual mercury), 1129 nucleotides long. RefSeq names its product gamma carbonic anhydrase-like 2, mitochondrial. Lineage: Eukaryota; Viridiplantae; Streptophyta; Magnoliopsida; Malpighiales; Euphorbiaceae. The transcript is spliced from 2 exons. Bases 88 to 855 code for a protein of 255 amino acids. The record is from RefSeq and is a predicted model, not a curated record.